GAAAUGUUAUGUACAAGAAAUAUAGAUGACCACCAAGAGAUUAAAGAUUAUUUGUAUCAGGAAAAAGAAGAGACGUGGCUUUGGAAUUUUAACAUCAGUAUUACUGAUUCAAUACAAUUGCCGUACUGAAACGAUCUCCAUGGCGACUGCUAUCAGCUGCAGCGGAGCGUCAUCGGAUUCUACCACAGAAGAUCUCUUCUAAACAAUCCUCCAUCUCGCUAUUUUUUCUGUUCAGUUAUUGUUGUGUUUUGCGCAGUUACGUUGCUGAAUAUUUGCCAGUGUGUGAAUGGAAAACAAGGAUACAUUUCUGCUUUGCUAGCCGGCUAGUUGUCCAGUAGUAGAAUGGAUCAGUACAGUAUUCUGGGUCGGAUUGGGGAAGGAGCUCACGGAAUUGUUUUCAAAGCCAAACACAUCGAGACAGGAGAGACAGUGGCUUUGAAAAAAGUUGCUUUGCGAAAACUUGAAGAUGGUAUCCCAAACCAGGCCCUAAGAGAAAUCAAAGCCCUGCAAGAGAUUGAGGACAACCAAUAUGUGGUGAAGCUAAAGGACGUGUUCCCUCACGGCACAGGCUUUGUGCUGGUGUUUGAAUACAUGUUAUCUGAUCUGUCAGAAGUCAUUCGGAAUUCCCAGCGUCCUCUCACCGCAUCCCAGGUCAAAGGUUACAUGAUGAUGCUGCUGAAAGGAGUGGCUUUCUGCCACGAGAACUCUAUCAUGCACAGGGAUCUGAAGCCUGCAAACCUUCUUAUCAGCUCAACGGGUCACCUGAAGAUCGCUGACUUUGGUCUGGCGAGGCUCUUUUCCAAUGAAGGAGAUCGUCUGUAUAGUCACCAAGUGGCCACCAGGUGGUACAGAGCACCAGAACUUUUGUAUGGUGCCCGAAAAUAUGAUGAAGGAGUUGAUCUCUGGGCAGUCGGCUGCAUUUUCGGGGAGCUGUUGAAUAACUCUCCACUUUUCCCUGGAGAGAAUGACAUUGAGCAGUUGUGCUGUGUGCUCCGAGUGCUGGGAACCCCCAACCAGAAAGUUUGGCCAGAAAUAACAGAACUACCAGACUACAAUAAGAUCACAUUUAAAGAAAACCCACCUAUUCCUUUGGAGGAAAUUGUACCUGACACGUCACCACAAGCUGUGGACCUGCUGAAGAAGUUCCUUGUCUAUCCCUCCAAACAGAGGAUCAGUGCUAGACAGGCUUUGCUCCAUCCGUAUUUUUUCACGGACCCUCUCCCGGCUCAUCAUUCAGAGCUGCCCAUCCCACAGCGUGGAGGAAAGCACUCUAGACAGCGCAUGCAACCGCCUCAUGAAUUCACAGUGGAUCGACCCUUACACGAGAGCUUGGUGGACCCAAGUCUGAUCCAAAGGCAUGCAUGGAGUUGUUUAUGACAGCGAUAUGAGCAGAAAUGUAGGGGUUUGUACUUUGAUUCAAACCAGGAAGUGGCCCAUUAAGUCAUACACAAUUAUUUCAUUUUUAAGGAUGAUGAAAAUAGAAAUAAAACGUUCAAAGUAUUUAUUAUAAUAUACAGAAAUAGGCUAUAUAAUGUUUUAGUUAUUUGAAUAUGCUUCUAGUGAAUUUCAAAAUGGCAUGUCUAGCUUUGCUUUUCUGUCACACGUUUCAAUUUCAUGUAAUAUUUCCAUUUCAAUUUGUAUGGCACAUUUUACAAUACACAUGCUAGAGUAGCUUAUUUGACUUGAUAGCAUCUCAUGCUGUAUUACUUACUCCACUUCGGUGGAACUGUAAAAUGAAAAAAAAAACGAUUCUUCCUGCUUGCUCAACAACCAUUAACCUUAUCAUUUAACACCAGCCAGUAUAAAUGCACUGAUCUGGGUUUUAUUCAGUUAGACACAACUUUAUAUGGUGAUCAGAUAAAAAUGAAUAUACUAGAACAGGUCUGGUCAUGCAGUUUGGUGCCAACACUCUUUAGAGCUCCAGGUUUUCAUGCCAAAUGGCAAAUCGGAGGGUAACUAGUUUGAAAUCAUACGCUACCAUUCAAAAAUUUGGGGUCAGUAAGAUUUUUUAAAAGAAAUUAAUACUUUAAUACAGCAAGGAUGCAUUGAAUUAAUCAAAAUUGAAAGUAAAGCAGCACUUUAAGCAGCACAACUGUUUUUCAACAUUGAUAAUUAAUUAGAAAUGUUUCUUGAGCAGCACAUCAGAACAUUAGAAUGAUUUCUGAAGGAUCAUGUGACACUGAAGACUGGAAUAAUGAUGCUGAAAAUUCAGCUUUGAUCACAGGAAUAAAUUACAUUUUAAAGUAGAUUCAAAUAGAAAACAGUUAUUUAAAAUAGUAAUAAUAUUUCACAAUAUUACUGUAUUUUUGUUCAAGUAAAUGCAGCUUUGGUGAGCAUUAGAUAUCCCUUGUUAAUACAGUUAAUAUUAUUAAUACAGAAACAUUCUACCUUUCAAAUGAUCAUUACAUUGUUGAAAAGCUGUGGAGGAAACUAGCCUUAUCAGUGAACAUGCAAACACCUAGUUUCUAUUAAUAGUGCUAUAAGCCAUCUGAUCAUUGUUUUAUAGAUUUUUCUGAAUUUCUUUAACCACUAACACAGUCAUAGUGAUGAAUCACUUGAGCAAAUACAACAUCACACAACCUCUCUCUUAAAGGUGGAUGCAAUUAGUGUAACUGUAACGUCAAAUUAAGGGCAAAUAAACUCUAAACCAGAACAAAAUGGAA
Ctenopharyngodon idella (grass carp) is the source of this 2663-nucleotide messenger RNA. RefSeq names its product cyclin-dependent kinase 20 (gene cdk20). The record is from RefSeq and is a predicted model, not a curated record. Gene Ontology annotation, biological process: protein phosphorylation. Gene Ontology annotation, molecular function: ATP binding; cyclin-dependent protein serine/threonine kinase activity. The transcript has 9 exons. NCBI's taxonomy places the organism in Eukaryota, Metazoa, Chordata, Actinopteri, Cypriniformes, Xenocyprididae. Gene Ontology annotation, cellular component: nucleus. Bases 343 to 1377 code for a protein of 344 amino acids.